Messenger RNA from Dimorphilus gyrociliatus, 3673 nucleotides. The record is from the annotation of a GenBank genome assembly. NCBI's taxonomy places the organism in Eukaryota, Metazoa, Annelida, Polychaeta, Dinophilidae.
AACAACAAGAUGUGGCAACUUUUGGUAAUUAUUAAAAUAGAAAACCUAUAAAUAUGCAGUUUAUAUACAUAUAUAUAGAUAUAUAGUUAGUUAACGAUAAGAUCUUAUGUUUCUGGUAAUAAAGAUAAGACAGAUAAUUUCCCUUCCUGAUUCCUUCAUUUUAUUUGAAAUGAGCUAACAAACAGUUUACAAACUGAUGUACAUAUUUAUUUUCUAAACAGAUUAUAUCAAUAUAGUUUCAAUAGAUAGAUAAGUAACUAAAUUAUUAAGAAUUUAGAUUGUUAUUAUUGUUGUUGUUAUUGUAGUGGUAGUGUUUGCAGUUUCCUUCUACUCAACGUGAUGGAUUUUUUUCUUUCUCAUUAUUUAUAUUGAAAAGAAAUAAAAAAACAAAUUGUAUAUACGCAUAUAUAUAUAUAUCUAUAUAUAUAAAUAUACUAUAUAUACAUAUAUAUAUACAUAUAUAUAUAUAUAUAUAUAUGUGUAUUAUGUAUAUGCAGAUAUAUUUAUAUAGCUUAUAAAGCAGUAAAAGAAAUUUGGCUCCUUGUUCAUAUUCCAGAAGGAGCGGCAAGAAGGCAAAGUACGACCAGAGUCAAUUCGUUUGCCCAAAAAUAAGGAUCUAUGCUCUUGCUGCAAUGGGUGCAAUCCUUUUCAUUGUCAUAGCUAUGCUGGCUGCCUUCCUGCCCAGAAAUUGCGAAGAACUAAAAAGUCCUGUAAAGGCUACGAAUUCCUCUCAAGAAGACAUAAUUCCAAGUGUAUCUCGAAGAUUGCCAGAAAAUAUCCAACCGAUACAUUACGACCUGCAGAUAGAUGCUCGGCUUAGCGAUUGGACGUUCAACGGUUUAGUCACAAUUCUUGUCAAGGUUAAAAAAUCAACGAAUCGCAUAAUUCUACAUAGUGUCAACCAAACGAUUAAAAGCGUUGCCGUCACUGGCCAUAAGGAAGCAACAUUUACUGUCGAUCAGACGCUACAGCAGCUAAAGAUUGAACUAAACAGUAAACUGGAAACAAGUAAAACUUAUAACUUAACUAUUGAAUAUGAAUCGGUUAUCUCAAGCGGUCUUGACGGUUUCUAUCAAAGUACUUUUACAGAUAAAGGUAAAAAAUUCAGAUUAGCAACCACUCAAAUGGAACCAAAUGGAGCUCGAAGAGCUUUUCCCUGUUUUGAUGAACCUGCUUUCAAAGCUACAUUCACAAUUUCGAUAAUUCAUGAUAAAAAGUAUACAGCAAUCUCUAAUAUGCCUGGUACAACUGCUUCAUUAAAACAUAAUAGGGAGAAGACCACAUUUAGUAAAACAGUUAAAAUGAGUACAUAUCUCGUUGCUUUUGUGGUAUUUGAAAACUUUGGAUUUGUCCAAACAACUACUGGAAAACACAACAAUAUAUCAGUAAGAGUUUACGCACCAUCUUUUGAAGUGAACAAGACGCACUUCGCCUUAAAUACAACAAGAGAGAUUAUAAAACAUUAUGAGAAAUUAUUCGGCAUCGAAUUUCCGCUGCCGAAAUCAGAUAUGAUAGCUAUACCUGACUUUAGUGCUGGUGCCAUGGAAAAUUGGGGUCUAAUUACUUAUCGAAGAACUGCAAUUUUAUAUGAUGAAAAAACCAGCAGUGGAAGAGAUAAGCAAUGGGUAAGCAUUGUUAUCGCCCACGAAUUAGCCCAUCAAUGGUUUGGGAAUUUAGUCACGAUGAAGUGGUGGAAUGAUUUAUGGCUAAAUGAAGGAUUUGCAUCUUUUGUUGAAUUUUUAGGUUCAGAUGCGGUAAAUCCAGAAUUAAGAACGCUAGAACAAUUCUAUACGGAAACGCAGUCGGGAGCGUUACAAGCCGAUGCCUUAGCAAAUUCCCAUCCCAUUGACGUUCAAGUAAAUGAUGGAGCUGAAAUUGGAGAAUUAUUCGAUUCCAUAUCGUAUAACAAAGGCUCUUCGAUUUUAUACAUGCUUUAUACAGCCAUGACUCCUAAAAAAUUUAAAAAGGGCUUGGGGCAGUACUUGAAAGAUUUUGCAUACAGUAAUGCAGAAACCAAAGACUUAUGGGGAAAACUAGAAAACACAACAAAUAUACCAGUGGCGAAGAUGAUGAAUACUUGGGUAAAGAAGAAAGGCUUUCCUGUUGUAAUGGUAAAAAAGAUCGGCGAUAGAAAAUUAUCACUUACUCAAGAGAGAUUCUUUGUAUCGCAAAACGAAAGGAGGAAAUACAAGGAUGACGAUUAUACUUGGAUUAUUCCGAUAACGUAUAAAACCAACAUAGACAAGGGGAUGCAGUUAAUGUAUCCUAAGAAAGACUUUACUAUAAAUUUACAAAAAGGUACAGAAUGGUACAAAGUAAAUGUAAAUCAAACAGGAUUUUAUAGAGUCAAUUAUGAUGAUGCUGGAUGGAACUCAAUUAUUAACUUACUCGAACGCAAUCAUACGUCACUAAACCCUUCGGAUAGAGCUGGUCUAAUAUCCGAUUCUUUUGAAUUAAGUAGGGCAGGGUUGGAAAAAAUAAGUCGAUUCCUUAACUUAACGAAGUAUCUUAAGAAGGAAAAGUCUUAUGUUCCUUGGAAGAUAGCCACUCUAAAUCUUAAUUACGUUACCAGUAUGCUUAAGGAUAAUCCAGAAAUUUAUGCAGCCCUUACUAAUCAUACAAGAGAACUGAUUAAGGAUACUCUUAAGUCACUUCGUUCCAAUUCAAAAACAAGUGAAGAAAAUCAUUUAAAGAAAUCCUUAAAUGCUACACUAAUAUCAACAGCUUUGGCAAUGGGGGAUAAUGAAACCAUUCAGGAAGCUUUAGAUAAUUACAGAAAAAAUCGAAAUUCUACGAGCAAUAUCGAUUCUUCCAUUCGGGGACUUGUCUACUCAAUUUAUGUAAAAACCGGAUGUAGAGCGGAAUGGGAAGAAAUUUUUGAUAAAUUUAAGAAAGAGAAAGAUCCAACCGAAAUUAGAAGAUUAUUACUAUCCCUAACUGAUACGAAAGAUGCUGAAUUGCUAAAGAAAUUACUAAAGAUGUCAAUAGAAUCCAAAAUAAUCAGGAAACAAGAUGGCUACAUGGUUGUUAAGGAAAUACUCCAAACUCACGCUGGUCACGAUCUAGCUUGGAAUUUCAUUAAGAGAAACUGGAAGACUAUUGUAAAGACGUGGUCCGAUAAAGCCUACAGUCGAAUAUUUAAGGCAAGUGCCAGUCUAAAAUCAAAUGAAUAUGACUUACAAGAGAUGAAAUUCUUUGUUCAAUCCAUUUUGGGAAAUAAACCUCGCCCCAGAGCCGUAAAGCAAAGUCUUGAAGAAGUUGAAAGAAACAUAGAAUGGAAAAAACGUAUAAAAAGAGAAUUAUCCGAACUGUUUUUGAAAUUAUAAAACAAUAACGCUUGUAAACAAGCUAAAUAUGACUUGACCACCCAUUAAAUGCGGAAUGCAUUUAAUUAGUUUUAUUAUAUUUACUACACAUACACACAUACACACACACACACACACACACACAUGCAUACAUACAUACAUACACAUACAUACACUUUAUGAAUAUAUAUAUAUAUAUAAUACUUAUCAUUUACAUUUAUUCAUAUGCGAUUUAUGUGUAAAAAUUCUGAAAUAUACAAAAUAAACGUCAGAAAGUCUUUUUAAAUGAAAUUAUUAGCUUUCUUUAAUGUUAUAUGGUAAAAAAAUAACUGACAAAUACAGAUUUUAUUUUCGAACAUGUCUUGAUU